GCAGUUUGGAUGAUCUAGUUCAGUAUGUUGGACUAUAUGUACGGAACCCCCUUGUAUUGAGUGGUCUUAUACUGCCGUUUGUCCCGUUGUAUUUUGGAGCAUUUUAUUUAUGGAUUGCAGUAUACGGUAUCGAGGAGCACUAUGAAGCCGGUUUAGUUUCUAUAGCGGCUAUUGCAUUUGUUCAUAUACUGACAUUGUUGUGUUGUUAUUGGAGCGUACAUGUCUUAGCAUUCCUAAAUUGUCGUAAGGUCAAAGUACCGAAAGCUGGAGUUCUGGUUAAAGUUGUACCCACACCCAAUAACGGCUCGUCUGAGUUUGUGCCCAUAAAGAGCGCCAAGUAUGAAGAUGGUCGCGAGGUGUUCUACUUUUACUUCCAAAAAACCAAGUAUGUCUGGGACGAAGAUAAGGCCACAUUCCGAGGAAUAGAGUUUCCCGUUAACGAACUGCUGAGUCACUAUGCCAAGUCACGUGGCCUAGAGACAGAUUCAUCCAUAACAUUGGCCGAACAAACCUAUGGGAUAAAUAACAUGGAAAUGGUAGUGCCGGAAUUCUUCGACCUCUUCAUUGAACGAGCAACAGCACCGUUCUUCGUAUUUCAAAUAUUUUCUGUGGGUCUGUGGUGUUUAGAUGAAUACUGGUACUACUCCCUUUUUACGUUGUUCAUGUUGAUUGUUUUUGAAUGUACUCUGGUCCAGCAACAAUUGCGUAAUAUGUCCGAAAUCCGUAGAAUGGGUAAUAAACCGUAUAUACUGAAUGUGUACCGAAACAACAAGUGGAAACUGUUGCCAUCGAAUCAUCUGCUUCCUGGUGAUUUAGUGUCCAUAACACGUUCUCAAAAUGACAAUUUAGUACCUUGCGAUUUGGUGUUGUUGCGCGGAAGUUGCAUAGUAGACGAAAGUAUGCUAACGGGCGAAUCUGUACCUCAAAUGAAGGAAUCAUUAGAGUCUCUUGACAACUUAAAUAUAGAACUCGAUGUUGAAGGCGAUGGUAAAUUAUUUGUGCUGUUUGGUGGCACUAAGGUCGUACAGCAUACUGCACCGACAAAGGACGCAAUGCGAGCUCCUGAUGGCGGUUGCAUUGGCUAUGUAAUACGCAAUGGCUUCAGCACAUCCCAAGGAAAGCUUUUACGCACAAUUCUGUUUGGAGUUAAACGUGUAACGGAGAACAACUUAGAAACAUUCGCAUUUAUCGUUUUUCUCAUGAUAUUCGCCAUAGCUGCAGCAGCAUAUGUAUGGAUUAAAGGCAGCGAAGACCCGGAAAGAAAUCGUUACAAACUGUUUUUGGAAUGUACCCUCAUUUUGACAUCCAUUAUUCCGCCUGAUCUACCAAUCGAAUUAACUUUGGCUGUCAAUACGUCCUUAAUGCAACUGUCCAAAUUGUUUGUAUUCUGCACCGAACCAUUCCGUAUUCCAUUUGCUGGCAAAGUCCAAAUUUGCUGUUUUGACAAAACGGGAACAUUAACCUCCGACAACUUGAUGGUAGAAGGAGUUGCAGGACUCAACGACGAUGGUGCAAUUGUCCCCAUGGACAAAGCUGAAGACAUUACAAUACAAGUCUUGGCCACAUGCCAUUCGCUAGUGAUGUUGGACGAUGGACUGGUUGGGGAUCCACUAGAAAAGGCAACGUUGACAGCGGUGGAUUGGAAUUUGACCAAACAGGAAAGUGUAAUUCCUAAACGUGGAAAACUGAAGCCUUUGCGUAUCUAUCAACGCUUCUAUUUUUCAUCUGCUCUUAAACGUAUGUCCGUGCUGGCAGGUCAUUUGGGACAAUUUAGUAAUGAUGUCCAUUAUAUUGGUACAGUAAAGGGAGCACCAGAAGUGUUGAUGAAAAUGCUUAAGGAAGUGCCUAAAAACUAUGAAAAGACUUUCUUGGAAUAUUCCCGUCGUGGAGCUCGAGUCUUGGCUUUGGGCAUAAAGGAUUUUGGCGCACUAAGUGCACAGCAAGUUCGUGAACUUAAGCGGGAAGAUGUUGAAAGUGAUUUGACAUUUGCUGGCUUUGUCAUCAUCUCGUGUCCCAUGAAACCGGACUCUAAGAGUGUCAUUAAGGAACUUAUUCAAGCAUCGCACAAAGUCGUUAUGAUUACUGGCGACAAUCCUUUAACUGCAUGUCAUGUGGCCAAGGAGUUGGGUUUCACUCGCAAGCAACUUCUGAUUUUAACACAAUCUACGAAACAACGGGGUACUUGGCAAUGGGAAUCCAUUGACGGCGAAACCGUGUUAGAGUUAUCGGGUGAUUUGAAGGCGACAUUAGCAGAACAUGAUUUAUGCAUAACGGGCGAAGGACUACAGUACUUGAAGGACUUUGAAUACAAAAAAAUGUUGAAAAUACUACCACGCAUUACGGUAUGCGCUCGCUUUGCGCCAAAACAAAAAGAAUAUGUAAUAACCACUUUGAAACAACUGGGCUUCUGUACUCUUAUGUGUGGUGAUGGCACAAACGACGUGGGCGCCCUUAAGCAUGCCAAUGUUGGUGUCUCCUUACUUAGUAAUGCUCCUGUUAAGAAGAGUUCUUCAUCGCCAUCUGCCAUUGCUGCAGCACCCAACGCCGCUGCAGAGAACUCCAAUGUUGUUGCAUCAAACAGUCAAAGGACAGCAGGUCGCAAUGCUGCUAUUGAAAGGGCAGGUGCCCGCCAGAACAAUCAACAAGCUCUUUCGCCCAGAGAUCGUGCACUGCAACAAAGACGUGAGCAGUUGGCACAAACACAAGCACGAUUGCAAUCUGUACUGCGCGAAAUAGACGAGGAUCAAGUAUCAGUUGUAAAAUUAGGAGAUGCUAGUAUAGCUGCACCUUUUACUAGUAAAUCAUCUUCUAUAAUGUGUGUUAACCAUAUCAUAAAGCAGGGUAGGUGUACAUUGGUCACCACUUUACAAAUGUUUAAGAUUUUAGCCCUGAAUGCGCUCAUAUCAGCCUAUUGCCAAUCUGUACUAUAUAUCGAUGGUGUGAAAUUCAGUGACACGCAGGCUACAUUGCAGGGACUUUUCAUUGCUGCGUGUUUCCUUUUUAUUACAAGAUCUAAGCCUUUAAAAACAUUGUCCAGGACGGCACCAUUACCAAACAUUUUCAACUUAUACACCGUCUCCACUAUAUUGUGCCAAUUUGCAGUUCACUUUACAGCAUUAUAUUAUCUGACCCAAGAGGCAACUGCUAGAGCACCACCAAGAGAGGGUAAAGUGAAACUUUACAUUGAUAUGGAUGUUGAAGAAAAGCAAAAGUUCGAGCCAAACAUUAUUAACAGUACCGUGUACAUAAUAUGUUUGGCCUUGCAAGUUUCAACAUUUGCGGUUAAUUACAAGGGCCAUCCGUUUAUGGAGAGUUUACGAGAGAAUCGCUUGUUACUCUACUCCAUUCUAAUAUCGACUGGCUUAGUUUUUAUGUUAGCCUUGGGUUUAUCGCCUGAGCUAACAAAUACUUUUGAAAUCGUUGAUUUCCCCAGCGAGUUCCGACAAAUAUUGUUAUAUGUGCUGUUAGCAGAUACAAUUGUUGCGUAUGUGCUCGACAGAGUUUGUUCAUUCCUCUUCGGCGAGACUAGAAGAAAAUCAAGUAUAUUGAAUUCAUGAAUAGCAAUUCAAUCCAAAGAAUUUACCUUACCCCAAUCAAAUGGUCAA
Messenger RNA from Musca vetustissima, 3605 nucleotides. Its product is annotated as endoplasmic reticulum transmembrane helix translocase. The record is from RefSeq and is a predicted model, not a curated record. Gene Ontology annotation, molecular function: P-type ion transporter activity; ATP hydrolysis activity; ATP binding. The transcript is spliced from 8 exons. Gene Ontology annotation, biological process: intracellular calcium ion homeostasis. Gene Ontology annotation, cellular component: endoplasmic reticulum membrane. The coding region runs from base 528 to 3557 and encodes 1009 amino acids. NCBI's taxonomy places the organism in Eukaryota, Metazoa, Arthropoda, Insecta, Diptera, Muscidae.